AAACGUGGCUGUCAAACGCAAGUGUUAGUACUCUGAAAGCGUGAUCGGUAUUUGAUUUCACCUUAACCAUGUCUUGGGCUGCUGGAACUCUUGUCACAACACACAAUGCCACCUACAUACCACCCAGAUUCAUGCCAGGGUAUCGGGGUCAUUGCCCUACUCUGAAAUAUGAUUAUGGGGAAACAUAUGGAAAUGCAACAUCAAAAUAUUUCCAGGACUAUCGAUCCGAAGUUCUGAAUAGUUCAAAGUUUCCUUAUUGUCGUGGUGGUCAGUUCCCAACAUACUACACCCACAAUCCAGACAUGGUCAUUGGUAACAGGACUCGGACCAGGGACAGGUGGAUCACUGCACCAAAAUAUGAGCUCUCAAAUAUCAACCAUGACAGAAAAGAGGAACUGUAUCAGUUUGACAAACUGGCACAAGGGCAGAGAGAAUUUUACUCUGAUAAAAGUGGCACUGUUAAGAAAGUUGAUUAUUUUCAACUCCCGGUUAAAGCAGAAGAUCAGUUUAAGAAACAGGUGCCAUUCAUGAUUCUGUCAACGCGGUACACACAUGACCAGCAGGCUGAUCAGCGCCCAGAAAACAGGCUCUCCCUCAGAAAACCAAUCCUAAAGCAGAUCCUCCCAAAGCGCAGUGUGCGCGACAGAGGCAUGAGAGAUGUCUAUUUUGAAGAGAGAUAAUACGAUUUCUUUACAUAGUUAUUAGGAUCUAUUUUUGCAGCAAAAAACAUGUACUAGGAAUAUUCUGAUACAUGCCAAAACCUUUCAGCACAUUUUCUGACUUGCAAAUCUUUUGUUAUUGUUUGGAAAUGGUAUACCCUUUAUGACAUGUUUGUGAAUUUACAGCAGGAGUCCCUGAAGAAAAAAAAAAAAAAAUUAAGGCAGUGCCCGUUUUUACAAAGUUGUACCAGUAUUUGCAAAGCUAUGUUUUUCUUUAGUUUAUUUUGGAUUACCCCUGUCAAAAUACUGUGGACAAAUGUACCAGAUUAACCAUUUUGUCGGCUGGAAUCCUGUAUGAAUAAUAUAAAAGUUCAACACACUCUUCCCUCCCCAGAUUUUCGCUUUUUGCUCUUGUGAGGGAGGUAUGUCUGUAGCCUUUGCCUCCAUUGAUAUUUUGGGAAUCAUUUUUUAUUUAUCUACAUAAAUUAUUAUAAUAACUUAUUGUAAUGGGACAAAUAGAACCUUUCUGCCUUCUUUACAUUUACAAGGCAAGUAUUUCAUUAUUCAUUCUAAAUAAAAUAAUACUAUCUUCGA
This is a messenger RNA of Liolophura sinensis, 1253 nucleotides long. Its product is annotated as ciliary microtubule inner protein 2C-like. The record is from RefSeq and is a predicted model, not a curated record. The coding region runs from base 69 to 680 and encodes 203 amino acids. Lineage: Eukaryota; Metazoa; Mollusca; Polyplacophora; Chitonida; Chitonidae. The transcript has 4 exons.